Molecule: messenger RNA, 525 nt
Organism: Diabrotica balteata
Lineage: Eukaryota; Metazoa; Arthropoda; Insecta; Coleoptera; Chrysomelidae
Source: the annotation of a GenBank genome assembly
AUGUAUUCUAAAGUUUUGUCGGUGCUAGCCCUAACAGCAUUAGUCCAAGCUGGAGUUUUGGACUACAAUCACGGUCAUGCUACAUCAUAUGCCUCAUCAAAUCUUGGUGAAUCAGAAAAUGGGCACGGAUAUGCUGCUCCUGUUUUAAGCCAUGCUUAUGCCGCUUCAGUAGCUGCUGCCCACGGAUAUGCUGCUCCUUUAAGUGCCCAUGGUCAUUCCGCACAACAUGACGUAGACUAUUAUGCUCACCCCAAAUACGAGUUCAACUACGGAGUUCAAGACGGUCACACUGGAGACCACAAAACUCAACACGAGGUUCGUGAUGGUGACGUAGUUAAAGGUUCCUACACCGUUGCUGAACCUGAUGGUACCCUUCGUACUGUACACUACACCGCUGACGACCACAAUGGAUUCAACGCUGUUGUUGAAAAAUCUGGAAAACCUGUACAUCCAGCUCCGUCUUAUGGACACGGAAAUGUGUUUUUGGCUCCUGCUGUACAACAUGCCCCAUUAUACCAUCAUUAA